Molecule: messenger RNA, 1471 nt
Organism: Anopheles funestus (African malaria mosquito)
Lineage: Eukaryota; Metazoa; Arthropoda; Insecta; Diptera; Culicidae
Product: trypsin-7-like
Exons: 3
Coding region: 89-931 (280 amino acids)
Biological process (GO): proteolysis
Molecular function (GO): serine-type endopeptidase activity
Source: RefSeq, a predicted model, not a curated record
CACCGAUCAGAAAUAGGCCAUCCCAACGCUACACCUGAUACAGGUGUCCUUAGUCUAGCUCCUACCGUACGGUGAAAAACAUUUCAAUAUGGUGCCAUACCUCCGGUUCAUCUCGUUCUUAACAGUCUGCAUCUGCUUAGUGCACGGCUCCGACAUCGACGUGUGGAAGAUUUACAAUUAUCGACAGCCUGGUGGAGGCGCUAAAAAUCUAACCCCGAUCGAUACGCUAAAUGCGGCUAGAAAUGCUAAAAUCGUUGGUGGAAGAGAUGCCAACAUAGAAAAUUUUCCGUACCAGUUGUCUUUGCGACGGAGCGGAGUGCAUGCAUGUGGAGCAUCGGUGAUCGCUCUAAGAUGGGCGCUUUCCGCCGCACACUGUACCUAUCCGCAACCGCAAAUGAAUGAGAUGACGCUGCGAGCAGGGAGUUCCAAUCGAUUGUCUGGUGGCACUAUCAUUAGCGUUACUCAGAUCAUCAACCAUCCGCGAUUCAGCGAAUACACCAUCGAGUACGAUGUCAGUCUGUUACAAUCAGGAACAGACAUUAUGGGACAAUUCAUCGCACCAUUGUCGUUACCGCCGGCAACUAGUGGAUUCGCUCCAGGAACGGGCGCUAAUGUUACCGGGUGGGGUCUUCAAUCUGUCCCAAACUCACUACCCGUGCAGCUGCAAGUUGUCGAAGUGGCCUUGAUCGCCUUGGAUCAGUGUCGCAGUAGCUGGCCCGUCGAGUGGAUAACGGAAGAUAUGCUUUGUGCUGGUCAACCCGGUCGUGAUACGUGUGGCGGUGACAGUGGCGGUCCGCUGGUCAUUAAUGGCUACCAGAUGGGCAUCGCUUCCUGGGGAGUUUCCGAUUGCUCCGGCAACUUACCAUCGGUGUUCGCUAGCGUUGCCCACCCCGCCAUCAGAAGCUUCAUUCAGGAACAUUCGGGUGUUUAGACCUGAGAUCCAAUAAUGGACUACACGAACUUCCCCGUCAAUCAACUACGCUUGGUCCGUUGCUGUUUCCAAAAGUAUAACCAACUUCUAGCACAUUGCCAUCGUCUCUCAGCUCUUAUCACACGUUGUGAUAAAAAAAUAACAUGGCUGAGGGGAAGCCCGCCAAAAUCAUCUACCUUUGGGGCCACACGCGACGGCACCUAUUGCAUCGCAGUUUGCUACGGUAUCAGGUACAAUGAUAAAUCUGUUGUGUCUUAUCUGCUACUCUUUGCGGCAAUAAAGUUUCCCAUCCCUACUCCCUACAGUGCCCAAAUAGUAGAUUGCUUCCAAAACUAACCGAAAUUGAGCCACCAUAGGAAUGGAGGAGAAGUAGAUGAAAGUACUCGCGGCAACAGUCUCUUUAAUAGCUGAUACCAGAAUAAGCAACAAUUGCGAACAGUAAGCUCAUUAAGAUAUAACCAUCUUCCGGUUGGUAGCGAGACACAAUACCGUUGCCAAACUUGUGCUAGUAGACUAGGAAAUUAAAAAUGGCCACAAAUU